Messenger RNA from Vanrija pseudolonga, 946 nucleotides. RefSeq lists its product as uncharacterized. Bases 17 to 868 code for a protein of 283 amino acids. The record is from RefSeq and is a predicted model, not a curated record. The transcript is spliced from 3 exons. NCBI's taxonomy places the organism in Eukaryota, Fungi, Basidiomycota, Tremellomycetes, Trichosporonales, Trichosporonaceae.
ACUCACCCCAACAGCCAUGCUCGACCCCAUCAGCUCCCUCAAGGCCCCUCCGCCGCGGUACCUGCUCGAGUCGGACAGCUCCGACGAGGAAGGACAAGGCGCGUACCCCGCGUCGGCGGCACCCACACAGCGCCGCGCAGCACCGCCCGCGCCAGUCGUCAGCGUGUCCCCACUCCCCGGCGCGUCGGCAUCGGAGCUGCCACUCAAAGCAUCCUCCGCGGUCGUCGCGAUCGGCCAGGCGGGCGCGUACCUCCUCCGCCGGGCGUCCUCUGCGCGUCCCUUGCUCAGCGUGACGCUCGACUCGGCGCGCGCAGGCACCGUCUUCGCGCUCGACGGCGGCAGCGCGCUGCUCGCGCUCAACGAGCUGGAUAGCGGCGACGCGGCGUACGCUGUCGUCGAGGCGGUUCUGGGCGUGGUCGCUGCCGAGUCGUGGACCCUCGUCUCGUCGUACGUCCCCGCCAUGUACAUCCCCUCUGCGGGCGAGCCGCGCGCCCUCGACCCGCCGGUACGAUACCUCUCGUCGUCGUCGGCGGUGAGCCUGUCGUCCCCCGCGCUGAGGACAUACGACGCGCCAAACUACGUCACGGGCGUCGCUGGCGCGUUCCUCUCGGCCUCCGCACACCCCGCGUCCCCGUUCCACGGCAAGGCGGCCACACUGCUCCUGCUUCCCCUCCCGCUGUCUACGCUCGCGCCGUCCGCCGUGAGCUCUGCGCUGGCGGCCGCGGCCCCCGUUGCUGCCAAGGCGCUGGGACGCUCCGCGCACUGGACCGAGGUGGACGACGAGCCAUUCGUCGGGCUCGGCAUGGGCGCGCGCCGGCCGCACCAGGAGGCACCGGCUGGCGACGACCUGUCGGGCAUGUACAUGUAGGGGUUGGUUUCUUAGUGAGGCAGACCGCUCGCGGCGAGGCUGGUUAGUCUUCGUGCGAUGUAUGAUAUGAGGCUGCAG